CACUGACCUGGGGAGAGGCCAAAGAGCGCCCAGCACCCGCCGCCCGCAGGAGCUUCGUCAGGGGACACAGCUGCAAUUGUCCCCAGAGCCAGGUUUGUGGGACAAGACUGGGACCGAGACCUGUUCAGCUCCUAAGUGAGUGAGCUGCUCUUCUUUCCCAGGUCUACCUCCAGAAUCAAGCCUCUCUCUAGAGGAACGGAAGAUGCUCUUCCUGACUCGAGACCACCUGGCCCGUUAAGAAAAGACAAACAGAUGUGGGAACAGGCACACCGGACUUGCUCAGAGAUUGGCUUCUGAGGGCCCAGAGAGAUCUGCAAAUUCCCCAAUGGCCACCUUUCCCCCAAUUCCUGUGACGAGUAAAAAGCUUACAGUCUUAGCCAGACAGAAGCUGCCAUGCUCUUCAGUAACAGUUCCAAGAGCUCAGUUGAUCAAAGAGAAAGAUGACAUAGAUCAUUACCUGGAGCAGAAUUUCAAAGGACUGUCAAAGGAAGAGGUUGCUGCUCACAGGAACUCCUACAAGAAAAGCGUCUGCGUGGACAUGCUGCGCGACGGCUACCACAAGUCCUUCACGGAGCUCUUCGCGCUGAUGGAGCAGUGGGAUGCGCUGCGGCAUGCUGCUGAGGUGCGGUCUCUCUUCUGGAUGCAGAGGCCACUGGAGGAGCAGCCAGACAAGCUGGACAAUUUCUACCACUACCUGACCAGGGCCGAGACUGCGGAGAGACAAGAAUACUAUGAAGAAGUGUAUAACAACUUGUACGCUCUGGCCUGUUACUUCGAUAAUUCUGAGGACAAGUGGGUGAGAAAUCACUUCUACGGACGGUGUUUUAAUGUUGCUCAGCGGGUCAAAGUUGACGGUGGGAAAAAGGAAGCAGAGGCACAUGCGCACAUGGGUCUUCUUUUCGAGGAAGAAGGUGAGCUUCUGGAAGCUGCCCAGCAUUAUGAAGCAUUCCAUGAACUGACACAGGGACGGAUAUGGAAGGAUGAGACGGGUCAACUUCUCAACUUGCUAGCCUGUGAAAGUCUCGUGAGGACCUACAGAAUGUUGUCAGACAGAAUGCUGGAAAACAAAGAAUACAAACAGGCCAUCAAAAUUCUAAUAAAAGCUUCUGAAAUAGCCAAAGAAGGAAAUGACAAAGGCAUGGAAGGAGAAGCUGCUCUCUACCUGGGCUCAGCCCACUUGGCUGCUGGAGAAUAUGAAACUGCACUCACAGUGCUUCACAGGUACUGUGAGAUCGCCACCAACAUGGAUGAUGAUCUUAGCCUGGGGAGAGCCUAUGAGGUGAUCGCCAAGGUCCUGCAGAGCCAAGGCGAGAUGACAGAGGCAAUUAAAUACCUGGAAAAGGUUGUGAAAAUCGCAAGAAACAACUUCCAAAGCCUCGAUGUGAUACGAGCGUCCACAAUGCUUGGCGACAUCCACAAUGAAAAAGGGCAGUACAGCAAGGCUUCUGAGUACUUCCAGCAAGCUUUCCAUACCACAGUGGAGCUCAUGAAAACAGAGCUGAUGGAUGAAACCAAAGUUCACUUCGGGAUAGCGAGAGCCCACCAGAUGAUGCUGACGAUGAAGAACUACAUAGAAUCUGCAGACAUGGACAGCCUCAACUGCCUGCUGUCCUGGAAAGAGAGCAGAACUCAACUCAAAUAUGACCCAAUUCUGGGAAUGACUAGAAGAGCCACAGAAGAUGACAUAUAUCAACACCCAGAUAAUCAGGAAGAAACAUCAAGAUCUCCAGAUAAUCAAUGAAAGGAAAAUUAGG
This is a messenger RNA of Onychomys torridus (southern grasshopper mouse), 1754 nucleotides long. It is a transcript of the gene Ttc29, whose product is annotated as tetratricopeptide repeat domain 29. Bases 326 to 1741 code for a protein of 471 amino acids. Gene Ontology annotation, molecular function: protein binding. The transcript is spliced from 13 exons. The record is from RefSeq and is a predicted model, not a curated record. NCBI's taxonomy places the organism in Eukaryota, Metazoa, Chordata, Mammalia, Rodentia, Cricetidae.